AUGUCAGUGCCAGAACCACCACAGCGUCGCAAGGGAGCACCAAUACCACAUGUUCCCACGAGACAGAACGUUGAGCACAGAAGAAUACAAGCAGAAACGCAUACUUCUUCCAUCACCAUUCCCUCUGAUUCCGUCUUUGGAGACGUCAGGUCACUGCAAGAAGAGCACAACUCGUCCAUGUGUUCCAUUUGCCAUGAUUCAACCGUGAUUGACGACUUGGUUCCGUUUUAUCUCAGCAGUGAGGAGGCCGGCAUUCCCUCGAAUCUGACAUGUGGUGAGUGGGAACAAUUGGCCCAAUCGUCUCUACUACGAACGGAUGACGACUGCGACUCUUGGAUUCGCAACUUUUACUCGCAGUGCUGCGAAGGAUCUGUCCCCGUUUAUCAGUGUGAGUCCAACAUUCGACACCAAAUACUGGAACACUACGAUCCCGCCGUGCCUCCCAUUGUCAGUCCUCGAUCCCCCAUAGAUGUCACGGUGACACUGUCCCCCAAUGCCGUGGAAAAAAUUGACGUUCAGACGGGAACGGCACGCAUCAUGAUGAGUCUCUUGAUGGAAUGGAAAGACGCACGUCUUACAUGGGAACCAACCGAGGACACGUGUGCCGGUUCCGUUGCCUUGUGGGCCGGAUAUGAAAAGGAAAAAACCGAAGUGUGGGUUCCCGAUAUUGACAUGUACAAUCAAGUGGAAGGACUUCAGACCAUGCCCGAUACAUUGGCACUGGUGAACAGCAAUGGGAUGGUGUCGUGGAGACGCAAUGGUGGUGUCACGGUAUUCUGCCAGUUCACCGGUCUCAGUCAAAUUCCAUUCGACAUGCUGGGCUGCCAAAUCAUUGUGGGACCCUGGGUACGGCAAUCUAGCAACCAAAUCCGUUAUCAGCUCUUUAAUGGGACCGGCUUGCAAGUUGGUCCAUUUGAAGGAACGUUCAAUGAGUAUCUGCCAGUACCAGAGCUCUCCGAAAGUGGUACAGCCUUUGGUGGAGGCGUCAUGUACUUCAACUUGUACUAUCGUCGAGCGCAAGCAUACUAUGUCAACAAUCUUCUUAUUCCAACGGUCGUUCUCACGUAUGUCAGUAUGGGAACCUAUCUGUUGGACCUUCGAGUCGGGGAACGGCUCAGCUAUGGCAUGGCUUUGGCACUUGUAGUGGUGGCACAGCAAAUUGCGACAGGAGGCAUGAUUCCCAUCAGCAAUGAACGAUUGUGGAUUGAUAAAUUCAUUGGUUGGAGUUUCUAUUGGAUCAUUCUGGGAUUGGUGGAAUCGGUUGCCGUUGGCUAUCUCUACUUUUUCCGCAAGGACAAGGCUGAAAAAGGAGAGUCAUCCCCGGAACAACAGCAACAGCAGAACCCCGUGUACAACGAUAUGAAAGUAGUACCAGAGACUGAAGAACAGGGUCAAAGCAACGGUGGGCCAAAAUCAGAGUUUUUUUCCACCAGAUCUCGCCAACCACAACAAUCCACAAGAGGCGAAGACCGUUCCAUUGUUUUGAAUGAACGAAACUCUACAGUAGUAGAUUGCGACAACCUUGCCAGUUACUUGGAGGAGGGCAUGAUCUCUGGUGCUGGAGGAGGGCAUGCCCAAGAUCCAUUGACAAGUGACCACAAUAAUGGCACAACACAAUUUGCUACCUUCAAGCAACAACUUCAGGAUCAUCCCUCCGAAAGCUGGAUGUACACAGUUUCACUUCGCCGAAUCGAUCGGUUCUUUUUCUUUUUUACACUGGUGACCUAUACCAUCUUCAUUAUUGUCAUGUUUGCCUCCAGGCCAUAUUGGGGUAGAAAUUUGAAGAACGUGUGGCUGCAUCAGGGUGACGCUAGCUGGGAUAGCGAUAGAUGA
This is a messenger RNA of Seminavis robusta, 1833 nucleotides long. The record is from the annotation of a GenBank genome assembly. Lineage: Eukaryota; Bacillariophyta; Bacillariophyceae; Naviculales; Naviculaceae.